AUGACUGGCGUGACAUUCGGUCCAACUACAAUCCUCGGUGGAGGAUCCACUCCAGCGCCUGGAGCCCCCGCUCCUGCUUUUGGCGCCCCAGCUCCAGGCGGUGGUGGAUUCAAUUUUGGAGGAUCUGCUAGCAAUCCGGCACCAGCCCCCACACCUGGUGGGUUCAGCUUUGGAGGAUCAAGUGCUCCAGCAGCAUCGGCUUUUGGAACCCCAGCGCCCGCUCCGGGUGGAUUUUUUGGGGCACCCACUCCUGCUCCUGGAACUGCGUCGGCGUUUGGCUUUGGAGGAACUUCUUCCUCUACAGGUGGAAGUCUCUUUGGCGCCCCGACACCGGCAAGUGGAAGUCUCUUUGGUUCCCCGGCACCAGCUCCUCCUGGUGGCUCUCUUUUUGGCAGUUCGAUGGGUGGUUCCAUCUUUGGAUCCCCGGCUCCAUCCUCCUUUGGUGGAUUUGGAGCCACCACACAACAACAGCAGCAGCAACCAGCACAACCACAAGUUCCUGCACAUGCAGCUCUUCAGGCCCACAUGGAAGCCAUGAAUGCUGCUGAAACACAAAAAAUCAAAGCGGAAUUGUCCAAAUUGUAUGCAAUCUACACAGCGGAAGUCACACCCAGUACUCCCUCGGAUGCCAAAAAGAAUUUUGUUUCCAUUGUGUACAAUGACAUGGAUCAACAACAACGUCAACAACAGUGGCUUCAUGGUGUGGGCGCCGGUGGGGAAAUCUUGCCCAUUGCUCCACCCAAACCACCACAAGUCUCAGAAGCAGAUUGGUACAAGGCGGUGGUGGAAAACCCCGAUCCGAUGAACUACAUGCCAAUUGCCUUGGUCGGAGCUGAAGCACUGGGUGCACGACUGUCAUGGCAACAAGAACGAGCCAAUGAGUUGACCAAGAAUGCUGAAACAAUCCAGGCUAGCCAUGACAUGUCAAAAGAACUGUACAGACAAGCCUAUCGAAAGCUGGAAGAAAUCAAACGGGCACAUGACAAUCAUCGCAAACGUCUCUUGAAUAUUAUGCGAAAGGUGGAAAUUGUCCGCUGCAUGAACCAACCACUGCAACAGGACGAAGUCAAAUUGUUGGGGCAAUUACAACAAGUCAACAUGAAAGUGAGAGAUGUGCAACGGCAACUGGGUAAUUUGCACAUGCAAGCGCAAAAGGCACCACCCAGUCUUUUGGAUGCCAAUGUCAAGCUGGAGAUUCCUGACCGGGAACGACUCUCCCAGAUUUUCACCCAUCACGCCGAGCAACUCCAGAAACUCAACACAGCCAUGAAGAAGGAUCUACGAGAUGUGGAACUCAUCAAACAGCGAGUAGUGCCAAAGGAUGGUGCCGGAGCCGUGGGUCCUAAUCGGUUUCGUUAG
This is a messenger RNA of Seminavis robusta, 1359 nucleotides long. The record is from the annotation of a GenBank genome assembly. Lineage: Eukaryota; Bacillariophyta; Bacillariophyceae; Naviculales; Naviculaceae.